AUGGCACAAUGUGAUCAGGGCAAUGCAUGUGGUAAUUUCUACUGUGCGUAUUUACAUCCUCCUGAAUGGGAUCCAUGCGAAGUAGGUAGCAAAUGUGUUGAUAUAAUGUGUUCUCAUACGUCUCAUCCUCCUGAUCGAAUUCUACAGCAACAGCAGCAAGAAAACAAUAAUCGAGAAUUACAAUUGCCCAUUUCAAAACCAUUGAAAUCAAUCGAACAACGGCAGAUCGAACGACAGAACACACCACUUCCCAUUCUUGCUGCAAAAGAUGAAUUUUGUCGACGAUUACAGAAAGAACGAGUGCUUGUGGUUAGAGCAGAGACCGGUAGCGGCAAAAGUACACAGCUUCCACAAUACGCUGCUGAAUAUUUUGGUGGAUUAGUCGUUUGUACUCAGCCACGAGUGAUCGCAGCGAUUUCACUUGCGCGUCGUGUAGCCAAUGAAUAUGAUGGAAUUUCAGUGGGUAAAUCGGUUGGCUACCGCGUUGGUCAUGCUAGUGUAGGUAAAGACAAUAAUCGAGUUCCUGGAACAGAUAUUCUCUAUGUGACUGACGCAGCUCUAGUUCAAGAGAAUCAAGAGAGUGGUGUUUUACGUGAUACUCGAGUAUUGAUCAUCGACGAAGCGCAUGAGCGCUCGUUAUAUACAGACAUUGUUAUCGGUAUGGCAAAACUAUUAUUAAAAAUGAGACCAACCGAUUUCUAUGUUGUCAUCUCUUCAGCUACUGUUGAUCCUAGCAAGUUUCUUGACUUUUUUCAACUAACUGAUUCUUCGGUGCUUAACGUUCCAGGCCGUCUGUAUGAUGUUUAUAUCGACUAUGUUCCUAAUUCAAGGGAUUCUAUUGUGGAACAUGCCGUCUCUAUAUUAUUCAAAUUAUAUGAUCAAUUUCAAGGACAUACACUUGUAUUUCUUCCUGGAGCGCGCGAAAUACAGCAAGCUAUUGACCUGUUUAAUCGUAAAAUACCCAAGAAUUGUGUUGCCUUGCCUUUGUAUGCUGCUCUCUCACCAGAAGAACAAAAUCAAGUUCUUCAAUUUGACGAAGGUUCAAACAGUGAAUUGCGAAUGGUAGUUUUCUGUACAAAUAUUGCUGAAACAUCAGUGACGAUAAAUAAUGUUCGUCUGAUCAUUGAUUCUGGAUUGGUGAAAGAAGCUCGCUUCGAUAACAAGCGUCGGUUGCCAAUUAUUGAAACCGUGCAAAUUUCUCGCUCAUCUGCCGAUCAACGUACAGGCCGUGCCGGUCGCACAGCACCAGGCCAUUGCUUUCGGCUCUAUGAACAAACAGAUUUGACCCGUCCAAAUAUCGAGCCGGCAAUUCGUCGAUCUUCACUUGAUCUUGUUGCUCUUCGUAUCAUAUGUUUGCGACUUGACCCAACAGAGUUUCCAUUCAUCGAUCCUCCUGAUGCAACCGUUAUCGAAGCAUCACUAAGUCUUUUGAAAGAACUUUCGUGCAUCGACACAAAUCAUGUCAUCACUCGACGAGGUCAACUUUUCAACGAACUCAGCUUUGACCCUUGUUACAGUGCAUUCUUAGUUGAUACCUAUCUCGAACAUGGUCCUAUUCUGGAUUUAUUAGCCACUGUUGUUCCUAUUUUAGCAACACCUGGUUUUCGGUCCGACAUGGUUGGUGCAUUAGAAGAAGAGAAACAGGCCGCUCGAAAUCGUGUUAUUGAUGGCGCUAAGGAACACGACAGUGAUUUAUUGUAUCUUGUUUCAAUCUUCAGAAAGUGGUGUGCCUCAGGAUCUAUUGAUCCAAUUACACGCUCUUGUCAAAUAUGUCAUAUGCGUUCUGCAAAAGAGGCUUCGUGUGCUUCUUGUCGGGCAGCAUACAGUAGAACUCAUCUACUCAAUAAUCGAACUUUGUGCAUUAUCGAGAAUUUAUACGAAACCACAAUUAAAGUACUUACAAAUCCACAUUGGCAGCUUAAUCCCGGUACAUUAGUCGAUGCGAAGGAGAGUGAUGCUCUUGGCAUCAAUCUCAAAAAGCAUUUUCCAGAACGACACGGUCAGAUAUUGCCAAAACGUGCUCGUUUUAAAGAUGCUACUAUGGUUCAAAGUGGCUUUCAUGCGGUCUUAAGUGAUUCUAGUGUUUUUUCUCACCGAAAAAUUGUCAAUCCUCAUUUUAUCGCAAUGUCAGUCGUGGAACUAUCUUGUGGCGUUCAUUUAAUUGAUCAAUUGCAUCCAUGUCAAUCACCAUCUGAAAGUACCGAGCAACCCAUCAUAACAAAUGCAGUCGUCAAUUCAUAG
Messenger RNA from Rotaria sp. Silwood1, 2241 nucleotides. NCBI's taxonomy places the organism in Eukaryota, Metazoa, Rotifera, Eurotatoria, Philodinida, Philodinidae. The record is from the annotation of a GenBank genome assembly.